Pieris macdunnoughi is the source of this 651-nucleotide messenger RNA. Lineage: Eukaryota; Metazoa; Arthropoda; Insecta; Lepidoptera; Pieridae. The record is from the annotation of a GenBank genome assembly.
AUGAAACAAUUCGUGCUAUUGGCGGUUAUGGCUGUGGCCCACGCGCAAUUUCAAAAUGGCCGAAUCCUUGAACCACCUGUGCCAUCACAGUGUGGCCAACGAACCAUUCACGAGAGAUAUGCAGACAACAAAGGAUAUUACUUCUCCUGGCGGGACCCAGCUCAGCGCAGUACUGAGGUCGACUGGCUGACUGCUAGAAACUUCUGUAGACAGCGUUGCAUGGAUCUCGUGUCUUUGGAGACCAGCGACGAAAACGAAUGGGUUAAAGCACGCAUCAUACAGGAUAAGGUCAAAUACAUCUGGACUUCUGGACGCGUAUGUGACUUCAAGGGUUGCAACCGUCCCGAUCUGCUUCCCAAUGAUGUCAAUGGUUGGUUUUGGACUGCUGAACUCCAGAAGCUGGCUCCGACCACCAACAGACAGCAGAACGACUGGUCCGAGGGUGGCGGUAUUGGGAAACCACAGCCUGACAACAGGGAAUUGAUCCAAGGAGGUGCGGCUGAGCAUUGCAUCGCUAUUCUAAACAACUUCUACAACGACGGAGUCCACUGGCACGACGUCGCCUGUCACCACGUCAAACCUUUUGUUUGCGAAGAAAACGACGCAUUACUUAAAUACGUCCGAUACACAAACCCCAAUUUACGAGUUUAA